Molecule: messenger RNA, 845 nt
Organism: Raphanus sativus (radish)
Lineage: Eukaryota; Viridiplantae; Streptophyta; Magnoliopsida; Brassicales; Brassicaceae
Exons: 2
Coding region: 36-845 (269 amino acids)
Biological process (GO): very long-chain fatty acid biosynthetic process; fatty acid elongation, polyunsaturated fatty acid; fatty acid elongation, saturated fatty acid
Cellular component (GO): endoplasmic reticulum membrane
Molecular function (GO): fatty acid elongase activity
Source: RefSeq, a predicted model, not a curated record
CCUCAAACUUCAAUCCCUGCAAACUUCACGAGAGAAUGGCCUCCGUUUACUCCAACCUAACCUACUGGCUCGUGAACCACCCCAACAUUGCCGACUUUACAUGGACCGAAGGUGAAACCUUUGGCUCCACAGUCUUCUUCGUCUCCGUUGUAGUCUCCAUUUACCUCUCCGUCACAUUCAUCCUCCGAUAUGCCAUGGUUUCACUCCCCUCACUCGGUCCCCGCAUCCUCAAACCAAUCACAGCCGUCCACAGCCUCAGUGCCUGCCUUCUCUCCCUAAUCAUGGCUGUCGGUUGCACUCUCUCCAUAACCUCAGCCCCUUCCUUACAUGCGAUCUGUUUUCCAGUCGACGAGAAACCUAAAGGACCGCUUUUCUUCUGGGCUCAAGUCUUCUACCUCUCGAAGAUCCUCGAGUUUGGAGACACACUCCUCAUCAUACUUGGCAAAUCAUUCCAGCGACUCUCGUUCCUCCACGUGUACCACCACGCCACUGUGUUGAUCAUUUGCUUCAUCUGGCUCCGAACCCGCCAGUCCAUGUUUCCGGUCGGGGUCGUGACGAACUCAACGGUCCACGUCAUUAUGUAUGGCUACUACUUCAUGUGCGCCGUAGGAUGUAAGCCAAGGUGGAAGAGGCUUGUGACGGAUUUUCAGGUUGUGCAGUUUGUUUUCGGCUUUGGAAUAUUAGUUUUGAUGUUCUCGGAGCAUUAUUUCGGGUCGGGUUGCUCCGGGAUUUGGGGAAGUUAUUUCACCAGUGCGUUUAAUGCUUCUCUAUUGGCUCUCUUCUUCAACUUCCGUUCCAAGAACUAUGUGAAGAAGACGAAACCGGAGAUGAUUAAAUUGUCUUGA